AUGACUGCCGCUACUUAUCCAGAGAAGCUGGAUUUCUCAACCUUUUCCAACAUUAUCAAUGGCCAAGUCAGAGGUACCGCGGUAACACGACAUGGUGUCAACCCUUCAACAUUCGAGACGUUGCCACCAUGUCCCGUGUCAACCCAAGCAGACGUUGAAGAAGCUGUACAAGCAGCCCGCUCUGCAUUCAAACUUUGGAAAACGACGCCUAUUGAGGUUCGAAAAGAGAACAUCAAGGGUUUGGCAGCUGCACUCUUGGCACAGAAGGAAGAUUUCUCACGUCUGCUUAUAAAGGAGCAGGGAAAGCCUACUAUGUUUGCCGACCAUGAGAUCGUCCGGGGAGCUCACUGGCUUACUGGGACCUGCGAGCUUGAGAUGCCUGUGGACGAGGUAGAUAACGACCCAGAGAGACGCAUCUUCACUCGUUAUGUACCUCUGGGAGUGGUUGUCGGAAUCGUUCCAUGGAAUUAUCCCAUUAUGCUUCUGUGCGGAAAGCUUGGCCCGGCACUGAUGGCAGGCAACUGUAUCAUCGUUAAGCCUUCUCCCUUUACACCCUAUUGCGGCAUCAAAAUCGUCGAGCUUGCACAGCAUUUCUUCCCACCUGGCGUAGUACAGGUCCUCAGUGGAGGCGAUGAUCUAGGUCCAAUGUUAACAGCUCAUCCAGGCAUUGACAAGAUCAGCUUCACAGGCUCGACGGCAACAGGUAAAAAGGUCAUGGAGAGUGCCAGCAAGAAUCUGACUAGAGUUACUCUGGAACUGGGAGGAAAUGAUGCUGCGAUUGUAUGCCCAGAUGCAGACGUAGAGAAUUCAGCUUCUCAGAUUGCAGUAGCUGCAUUUAUGAAUGCAGGCCAGAUCUGUAUUGCUGUCAAACGCAUUUACGUGCAUCAAGAUAUAUAUGACACUUUCAAGGCCUGCCUCAUCAGGCACUUAUCGCAGCUCAAAGUCGGCGAUGGAUUCGCAGAUGGCACCUUUAUGGGGCCAGUUCAGAACGAACUCCAAUUUGAGCGUGUGAAGGUACACCUGGAUGAGAUAGCAAAAAACAAUUAUGCUGUCUUGCAGGGUGGAGAUAUGCCAGAGGGUCAGCAGAAAGGGUUCUUUAUCCAACCCACCCUUGUGGAUAACCCGCCGGAUGAUAGCAAAAUCGUCACCGAGGAACCAUUCGGGCCAGUAGUGCCUUUGCUAAAGUGGUCUGGUGUAAACGAGGUCUUAUCCCGUGUCAACGCAAGUGACAUGGGCUUGGGAGCUUCAAUUUGGACGGCUGAUGAGGAGCUUGGCAUGCGCAUCGCUGAGGGUCUUGAUGUUGGUAGUGUUUGGUUCAAUGAGCAUCUAGCCAUUGAACCUACAGCUACGUUCGGAGGUCACAAAAAGAGCGGUUUAGGGCGCGAAUGGGGGGUUGAUGGACUGCGAGGUUAUUGCAACUCCAAGACAUUUUUUAUUAAAAGAACCAAGUAG
This is a messenger RNA of Fusarium redolens, 1452 nucleotides long. RefSeq names its product Aldehyde/histidinol dehydrogenase. Gene Ontology annotation, molecular function: aldehyde dehydrogenase (NAD+) activity. The transcript has 4 exons. The coding region runs from base 1 to 1452 and encodes 483 amino acids. NCBI's taxonomy places the organism in Eukaryota, Fungi, Ascomycota, Sordariomycetes, Hypocreales, Nectriaceae. The record is from RefSeq and is a predicted model, not a curated record.